GCUGCCAGUCGUGAAACUCCCAGCGUUCCUCCUUACGCUAGUACAUGCCCCAAGUCGAUGUAGCUUAAGGAGGCCUACGCCUCCACGGGGAGAACAAUUAGCCAAUUUCAAUCCACGGCCCAAACCAAAGAUCGCUCCACUACAGGAGUAUGGCGUGUGCCGCCAUUCAGGGGGCAGCUUGUAAACUCGUUGCCGAAUUGGAACGGGAACUAGGAGAACUUUCACAGAUAUAUAAAGGUCGUAUGACCACAUGAAAUCACACAUCCAUCCCACUCACUGAACGUCAUGACAAAACGUAUCCUCUUUGUUUUUACAUCUGCGAACCGCACAUUAACCGGUGCCAGCACGGGAUGGUACCUUCCUGAAGCUGCUCAUCCUUACUACGUCCUCGUGCCCCAUUUUGCUAUCGAUUUUGCUUCCCCCGAGGGCCCUAAUCCGCCUGUGGAUGAAUACAGCGUCCAGACAUUCCCAGACGACAUUCCCAAAUUCCUUGAAGAUCCUGAGGUCCAGAAAAAGCUCUCGACCGCUAAAAAGCUCUCUGAGGUUAAGCCCGAUGAUUACGAUGCGGUUUUCUACGUAGGGGGCCAUGGACCCGUCUUGGAUCUGGCAGUGGAUCCCACCAAUAUCCACCUCGGAUCUGCAUUCUACCGUGCUGGGAAAGUGGUCGCCGCUGUUUGCCACGGACCAGCUGCCCUUGUUGGCGUGACUGACAACUCUGGCAAAUCCAUCUUCGCCGGCAAACCUUUCACCGGCUUCUCGAACGACGAGGAGGAACAGAUCGGCAAGGUGAAGGAUCUACCCUUCUUGUUGGAAGACAAGAUAUCUAGUCUUGGGGGCAAAUAUGAGAAAGCAGCGGAACCCUGGGGGGCCAAGGUCGUCGUUACUGGCAACCUGAUCACAGGGCAAAAUCCGGCUUCAGCUUAUCCGGUCGGAGAAGCUAUGCUCCAGGCCUUGCAGAAAUAGUGUGCUACUGGUAAAAGCAGGAUCGUCCUGAAAACGUUGUCUCUCAAUUAUCAAUCGUACCUUGCAGUAUCAACAAGACCUCAAGAGAUCAAAGAAAAUAUUAAAAAUU
This is a messenger RNA of Suillus paluster, 1072 nucleotides long. Its product is annotated as class I glutamine amidotransferase-like protein. NCBI's taxonomy places the organism in Eukaryota, Fungi, Basidiomycota, Agaricomycetes, Boletales, Suillaceae. The coding region runs from base 286 to 963 and encodes 225 amino acids. The record is from RefSeq and is a predicted model, not a curated record. The transcript is spliced from 7 exons.